Messenger RNA from Nematostella vectensis (starlet sea anemone), 2031 nucleotides. Its product is annotated as tectonic-1. Gene Ontology annotation, biological process: cilium assembly. The transcript has 14 exons. The record is from RefSeq and is a predicted model, not a curated record. NCBI's taxonomy places the organism in Eukaryota, Metazoa, Cnidaria, Anthozoa, Actiniaria, Edwardsiidae. Bases 39 to 1817 code for a protein of 592 amino acids.
CUUUGCUAAGGUCUCUGGGUAGGAUUGUAUAUUUCAAAAUGGCGGCGGGCUGUUGUUGUUCUUGGAGAUUGUUUUUGGUGUUACCGCUUCUUCUUGGGGAUCGGGUUAUAGAGGCUGCGACUAGCAACCGUACCACACUCUCGCCAUCUUCAAAUACGGGCUGUUUCUGUGACCUCGUUGGUAACGCCUGUGAUCCAAAUUGCUGCUGUGAUGAGGAUUGUACAGCUGCAGACAAGGAAGCUUUUACAAAAUGCCUGGACUCUGGACUAGAGGAAGAUAAUAAAGUUUGUGUAUCAAAAUACCUGCUUUUUACCCAAAAUACCCAAUAUCGAACCACUACAACAGGCUCUGGACUUUUUUGUAUUGUUAGAGACAACUAUGCUUCUAGAAACUUUUAUAAUGAUGUCCGAAUUGCUAGCACAAGGGAGGAGUUUUCAACUUUGAGGUCACAGACAACUAAAACAGUGUAUGAUGGUACUGACUCAAGCUUUCAGCAAUCAAAGCCAUCUUCUACUGUUUACAAGGCGGGAGACCCCAUAGUGCUUGUGUUUGGUAAUGGUGCCAAAGGGUAUCUUGCCAUUCCCAAGCCACUAGUAUCCAAGCAAUGUGAGGAUAACAACCCAGCAGGUUUUUUCCAAGAUGUAAGCAGUGAAUGUACUAGGUCCAUUGCUUCUGGAUGCACCACGUUACCAUACCUGGCGGCAGGCAGCUACUUCUCAGGAUUCCAAGUUGCUGCAUCCCCAUCAUUUUUUGCAGUCAGCACUGUAAAUUUGACGAGAAAUGCACUCCAAGAAAACUCCUCUUCCUCUAUGAAUGUAACAUCAUUUAAUAGUAGCCUACUGAUAGAUGUCAACCUGACACUUCCUAUCACAUGUCGCAAUGGUCUGGGUGUGUCCACUCUGUGUCCCUUUGUCUCCCCACCUUGGCCUACCUUUGAUUCGGCAUCACAGACAUGUAGCAAUGUUGUUAUGGAGGUGUCUUAUACCAUUUACUACAAUACGUCAACUGAUAUUACUAAAGUCAGUGUGGAGCUGGUGAUGGGUAGUCAGACUACAGCAUUACCUCUACUACAGAAAUUCUCAAUCAAGUUUAUCAAGGAGGGGAGUGAGCCAUUCUACCGUUCUGGGAAUCCAGGUUAUAUUGUCGGCAAGCCACUUGUUGCUGGGACGUUGCAAUUGGACACACUCAUGAAAAAAGAGGCUAUUGUACUCAGCUCUGACCCACUAAGCUGGUUAACAGUACCCAGCUCAUCUGCAGAUGGAGCAUGCUCUGCAUCUACUAAAAGGGUCCCUGUGGUAUUUGGUAUGGACACAAGAACAGGCUGUACUAUAAGCGUGACCUUAAGCACAAGUAGUGCUGCCUGUCAAAUCAUCCAGGACACUGCCCUCUCAGCCUUAUUAGGAAGUGUUCCUACCCAUGUGGCCAUGUUUGGCAAUUCAGAUGUCAAUAAAGUUGGUGACUGGGUCAAGAUUCUCAACACCAAGCCAUCACAAACUCCUGAUGGUGGUGGUGGAACGUGUAGGAACAUGAUCACGUCAGUGCAUAUCGAAGUGAUAUACGCGAAUUUUGGUUUCUUGGCGAACCCGCAAGCCAAGGUUGUGGGCGUGUUGUUUCAAUACGGCGAACCUCGAGAGAUACGCUACCAGUGUACCGGUCCAUUUUGUCAGUACGGGAACUCGGCCGUCAACCAGUCGUUUGAAGUCGUCUCGUCGGUCAGUUUUAUCGAUGUCUCUAAGCUCCCCGAUGCUCGCGUCAAACCCACGCCUACAUUCGAGGCAAAAGCGCCGUCCGACUUCUUCUAUCCCUUCUUACAAUGAGUUUUUUUUACUUAGCAGACAUUGUAUAUAAUGCACAUAUAUGUACAUAAUGAAAGGAGUUUUCAAUAAACGUUAUCAGAACGAAUAAAUGGUUACAAUUGGUUCAAUUAAUUUGUGCAAAAAGCCCGAUGAGAACUUAGACUUAAACAUAGAUAAUGUACAUGCCUGUACAUAAUGAAAGGAGUUUUUAAUAAACGUUAUCAGAACGAUAAAA